AUGUGGAUCCAACAAUCCAAGCCAGGGGUAGCUCGCCCUAGCAAUGUGUUGGUGUUGUGUAACACCGGCAACCAUUGGGUGCGCCUUGACUUUGAGGAGGAUUCAAUACCAAUGCCUCCAUUCACCUUCCUGUGGACCCAUUUCCUUGACAAAAUGAGUACUCAAGGGUGGGAGCAGUUGUUCAAGGACGAGCGAGAUCUUUACUUCGCACUUGGGGGUCAUCAUGACUAG
Molecule: messenger RNA, 231 nt
Organism: Linum trigynum
Lineage: Eukaryota; Viridiplantae; Streptophyta; Magnoliopsida; Malpighiales; Linaceae
Source: the annotation of a GenBank genome assembly